GCCGCGGUUCGCCUUGAGCGAGAUGGAAACAACUCCCUGCCGCAUCCCAAGACAAACUACAUCAAGAAAACGCUCAAGUACAUCUUCGGUGGCUUCUGUUCGGUUCUUUGGGUCGGUACCAUCAUAUUCUUCCUCUGCUGGCAGCCCCUGAGCAGCCCCCCGUCGGCGCAGAAUCUGGCUCUUGCUGUCCUCAUCCUCAUCGUCAUCUUCCUUCAGGCUGGCUUCUCCGCCUUCCAGGACUGGUCGACCGCAAAGACCAUGAAUGCCAUCCUGGACCUGUUGCCGUCUUUUGCAUUGGUCAAGCGUGAUGGAGACCUCAAGAGCUUGCCCACCAUCAGCCUCGUGGCCGGCGACGUGGUUCAUCUCCAGGUUGGCGACAAAGUGCCAGCUGAUCUCCGCCUCAUCAGCCACUCUGGUGACAUCCGCUUCGAUCGAUCUGUCCUUACCGGUGAGUCGGAUGAGGUCGAGGGCGCCGUGGACCCGACCGACCGAAACUUCCUUGAGAGUCGCAAUAUCGCCUUGAUGGGUACAACCGUCAUGAACGGCAAUGGUGUCGGUGUGGUCGUCCUCACCGGUGCCCGAAGCGUCAUGGGCCGUAUCGCAAGCUCGACCGCCAGUGUCAAAGACUCUGCUGCCCUUAUCCAGAAAGAGAUCACUCGCUUUGUCAAAAUCAUCGUAUGCAUGACCAUCUUGCUUGCCUUGCUCAUCUUAUUGUCUUGGGCUGGCUGGCUGCGUGUCGACCAUCCUGGCUUCAUGAGUGUCCCCGCCAUGCUUGUCAACGUCAUGGCUUGCGUCGUGGCUUUCAUUCCCGAGGGUAUGCCUGUUGCUGUCGCGUUGACACUCAUGAUGGUUGCCCGUCGAAUGAAGGCCGUCAAUGUAUUGCCGAAAGGACUGUCGACUGUUGAGACACUGGGCUGCGUGAAUGUCAUUUGUUCAGACAAGACUGGCACUCUCACGCAGAACCAGAUGUUUGUCAACUCUGUUGCGUUUGUCGAUCACAGUCUUGACUCAGCCGAUGACUUCCAUCAUUUGCAUGAGGGAAUUGAGCCAAACCAUGCUGCGGUAGCGAUGCAUCGAGCGUCCCUCUUGUGCAACGACGCAUCGUUUGACCCAACCACGAUCCAUCUUCCCGUCCACAAACGAACAGUUCAAGGCAAUGCUACUGAUAGCGCCGUCUUUCGGUUUGCUGCAUCCGGUGCCUCUGGAGAUAGCCUCAGGAAGACAAACGCCCGCGUCUUCGAAAUCCCUUUCAACUCCAAAAACAAGUGGAUGCUGGCACUCUUCGAGUCGGAAGAUAAAAGAGGCAAAUACCGUGCCAUCAUCAAAGGUGCUCCGGACAUUCUUCUCGCUGGCUGCACUCAAUACUGGUCCUACGACUCUAAUUCGGUCCUCCCUCUUGACCAGGCUGCCCGCAGCAAGUUCCAGCACAUCCAAGACGAAGCUUCUCGCCGUGCUGAGAGAGUCAUUGUCCUGUGCGAGAAACUCAUCUCCCCCAACGCUAUCGCCGGAACGAACGCAUUCAGUGACGAAAUUACCCACUCCGUCGUUCAAAAUCUCACCAUUGUUGGCAUGCUCGGUAUCAUUGAUCCGCAUCGUCCUGAGAUUCCUGUUACUGUUGAGCAAUGUCGCCGCGCUGGAACCCGCUUCUUCAUGGUCACGGGCGAUUACGCGCUGACUGCGGCUGCGAUUGCUCGCAACACUGGCAUCUUCACUUGCAGCAGCGACCCCGAUACGAUCGACAGUCUCUAUAGUGGCGUUGAUAACAACGAGCUCAGCGAAAAACCAAAGUCCAAGAGGAAGAGGGAACGAGCUCCUCUGAUCAAGCGAAGCCUGCUCCUCGAAGGCUCAAAUCUGAGUCGCCUGACGCAAGAAAACUGGGACAUCGUGUGCGCCUACGACGAAAUUGUCUUUGCACGAACGACGCCAGAGCAAAAGCUGCGAAUCGUAAACGAGCUGCGCGCUCGCGACAACGUCGUCGCUGUUACAGGCGAUGGAGUCAACGAUGCUCCCGCACUGCGAGCCGCCGACGUUGGAGUCGCCAUCGUCACGGGCAGCGACGUUGCCAUCGAAGCGGCAGACUUGGUGCUUCUUGACCGUUUCGACUCCAUUAUUGAUGCUAUUCGCCUCGGUCGUCUUGUCUUCCAGAACCUUCAGAAAGUCAUCUCCUACCUCCUCCCCGCAGGCAGUUGGUCUGAAAUCUGGCCCGUCAUUCUCAACGUUUUCCUCGGCGUGCCCCUUCCACUGAGCGCGUUCCUGAUGAUUAUCAUUUGCGUCUUCACUGAUCUUUUCCUGAGUCUUUCUCUCAUCAUGGAGAAGGAAGAGUUCGACCUAUUGUCGCUGCCUCCUCGCAACCACAAACAUGACCAUCUGAUCAACGCCAAGAUCUACACCCAGGCGUACCUGUUCACGGGCUCCAUGGAGACAAUCAUUGCCCACUCAAUGUUCUUUCUCUACAUGUGGAAGUAUGCUAAGAUGCCCGUGAGCGAACUGUUCUUGCUUUUCGAGGGCUAUAAACCGGGAUAUCACGGCUACACCGAGGAUCAGCUAGUGCAGUUCAACAACACUGGACAAUGUGUCUACUUCGUCACUCUUGUCUUCUUGCAGUGGGGAAAUAUCCUCGCUGUGCGGAACCGGAGGUUGAGUAUCUUCCAGUCCAACCCGUUUACGAAGGAGAAGCAGAACCCUUGGUUGCUUCUCAGCAUGCUUAUCAGCUUGGUCAUUGCCGUCUUUGUUACCGAGGUGCCGGGGAUUCAGAAGCUUUUCGGAACCGCUUCGGUGCCGAUUGAGUUUUGGUUCAUCCCGAUCCCUCUAGGCCUUGGGAUUUUGUGUGUGGAUGAGAUUAGGAAGCUUAUCGUGAGGAAGUUCCCGGGCUCGUUCUUGGCCAAGAUCGCCUGGUGAGCGAAAUGCAAGGCGUCAUGGAAAAGGUGCAUCUACAGGCGUUUAAAUAUCCUACAUUAUUCUAAGUAGUUGAUAUUCAUGUUGUUGAC
Molecule: messenger RNA, 2987 nt
Organism: Ilyonectria robusta
Lineage: Eukaryota; Fungi; Ascomycota; Sordariomycetes; Hypocreales; Nectriaceae
Exons: 1
Coding region: 259-2898 (879 amino acids)
Biological process (GO): intracellular potassium ion homeostasis; potassium ion import across plasma membrane; proton transmembrane transport
Cellular component (GO): membrane
Molecular function (GO): P-type sodium:potassium-exchanging transporter activity; ATP binding; ATP hydrolysis activity
Source: RefSeq, a predicted model, not a curated record